Gymnodraco acuticeps is the source of this 1327-nucleotide messenger RNA. RefSeq names its product rhotekin 2a (gene rtkn2a). Bases 41 to 1327 code for a protein of 428 amino acids. NCBI's taxonomy places the organism in Eukaryota, Metazoa, Chordata, Actinopteri, Perciformes, Bathydraconidae. The record is from RefSeq and is a predicted model, not a curated record. Gene Ontology annotation, biological process: hemopoiesis; signal transduction; positive regulation of cell population proliferation. The transcript has 10 exons.
AAUGCGCUCAUGCUACUGUUGCUAGCGAACGGACGGAAACAUGGACGACCAGCGGGAUGUUCAAACCUCCAAACGAAACGGUAGCUCCAGGUCGGUUUUAUCGGCCGGUUCCGCUGUGGCUAUGGAGAUUAAACGGAAGAAAAUACGACAGAGUACAUUAUUCCUGCAAACUGAGAACACCAACAUCCAAGAAAAGCUUGACUUUGAGAUGCGAAUGCGGGAGGGAGCCUACAAGCUGCUUCUCGCCUGCAGUAAGAGAGAACAGGUUCUUAAUGCCUCCAAGAACCUGCUGACCUGUAACGCCAGGAUCAAGACUUAUGUCUCACAGCUGCAGAGGAAGAAAGGGGAGCAGGACAUGGGGGGAGCCAUGAGAUUUUCAGAUCCAGUUUCAGAUGACCAUGUGCCCUGCAAUGGGACAAUUGCAAUGUCUGGGCUGCGCCUUCCUUUGAUGUGGAGGGAUUCAGCCUACUUUAACAACAGAGGGAGCUCCCGUCGAGUGGCGUUGUUCUGUCUGAUGCAGAUGGGCUCAGAGGUGUUUGCCACAGAAAUGAUAGUGGUGGACAGAUCAGUCACUGACAUCUGCUUUGAGGGAGUCACUGUCUUUAAAGAUGCAGAUCCUCAGUUUGAGCUGAAGGUGGAGCUGUGGAGCUGUGCCCUGGAGGAUGAGCUCACCAUGGUGAAUACGCCAAAGAAACUGGCCAAGAAGCUCCGCAACUCCUUUGGAAAGACAGCUGGGAAGAAGCUCUGCCCUCUGCUGGACAGCCCCGACCCUGACACCUUCCUGCAGUACAACCCCAUUCCCCCUGGAGCCAAGUACAGCCUGCUGGCCUACACCACGCUGUGUCUGCCUGACGCUGAAGGCAGCUUCCAGUCACACUCCCUCAUCGUCCUCCAAGGCGACGAGUCGUCGUCAUGGCUUCCACUUUAUGGCAACCUCUGCUGCCGGGUGGUGGCCCAGCCUUCCUGCAUGACACAGAGCAUGAUGAGCGGCUACCUAAACCAGAAGCUAAGUGUGGAGGGGAUGUACCACUGCUGCAGUCUCUACUGUGUCCUCAGUGCGGGGGUUCUGUCCUGUUACUUCACCCCGGAAGAAAUUGAUGCUAAAGUGCAGCCCUCUCUCAAAGUGCCCGUUAACAAGGACACUCGAGUCCGUGUGAUGGAAAAAGAGUCAUCAGGACAUAAGUCCAGGAGCCUGUCCAUCAGCAACCCCUCACCAGAGGGCUCUGAGACCAUCGUCUUCACGACGGAAACCAGAGAGGAGCUGGAGGACUGGCUGGACGCCCUGCACCAGCACCUCUACGACCAGGGUGAGUGUGUUUCUCUGUAA